UUUCAGUAAAGUAGCAAUGAUAGUAGUAUCUAAAAAUUUAGAAUGGCACCUGGCAUGAGACAGCGAUGGCAGCCCGAGUACUUGUCAUUGGCAGUGGCGGAAGGGAACAUGCGCUGGCCUGGAAGCUUGCACAGUCUCAUCAUGUCAAACAAGUGCUUAUUGCCCCAGGAAAUGCAGGCACUGCCUGCUCUGAAAAGAUUUCAAAUACUGACAUCUCGAUCACUGAUCAUACUGCCCUUGCUCAAUUCUGCAAAGAUGAGAAAAUUGAAUUUGUAGUUGUUGGACCAGAGGCACCUCUGGCUGCUGGAAUUGUUGGGGACCUGACCUCUGCAGGAGUGCGAUGUUUUGGCCCCACAGCAGAAGCAGCUCAGUUAGAGUCCAGCAAAAGAUUUGCCAAAGAGUUUAUGGACCGACACAGAAUCCCAACUGCACAAUGGAGAGCUUUCACCAAACCUGAAGAGGCCUGUAGCUUCAUUAUGAGUGCGGACUUCCCUGCUUUGGUUGUGAAGGCCAGUGGUCUUGCAGCUGGGAAAGGAGUGAUUGUUGCAAAGAGCAAAGAGGAAGCCUGCAAAGCUGUACAGGAGAUCAUGCAGGAUAAAGCUUUUGGAGCAGCUGGAGAAACAAUUGUUGUUGAAGAACUUCUUGAAGGAGAAGAGGUGUCUUGUCUGUGUUUCACUGAUGGGAGGACAGUGGCCCCCAUGCCUCCAGCACAGGACCAUAAACGAUUACUGGAGGGAGAUCAAGGCCCCAACACAGGGGGAAUGGGAGCCUAUUGUCCCGCACCUCAGGUUUCUAAGGAUAUGUUACUAAAAAUUAAAAAUACUGUCCUUCAGAGGACAGUAGAUGGCAUGCAGCAAGAGGGUACUCCAUACACAGGGAUUCUUUAUGCUGGCAUAAUGCUGACCAAGGAUGGCCCAAAAGUUUUGGAAUUUAAUUGCCGUUUUGGUGAUCCAGAGUGCCAAGUAAUCCUCCCACUUCUUAAAAGUGAUCUUUAUGAAGUAAUUCAGUCCACCUUAGAUGGCCUGCUGUGCACAUCUUUACCCAUUUGGCUAGAAAACCACACUGCCAUAACUGUCGUCAUGGCAAGUAAAGGUUAUCCUGGAGCUUACACCAAGGGUGUGGAAAUAACAGGGUUUUCUGAGACUACAGCUUUAGGACUAGAAGUGUUCCAUGCAGGCACUACCUACAAAAAUGGCAGAGUGGUGACCAGCGGGGGAAGAGUCCUUACAGUAACAGCCAUUCAUGAAAACCUCAUAUCUGCCCUUGAAGAAGCCAAGAAGGGACUCACUGCUAUAAAGUUUGAGGGAGCAAUUUACAGGAAAGACAUCGGCUUUCGCGCCAUAGCUUUCCUUCAGCAGCAGCCCAGGGGCUUCACUUACAAGGGAUCUGGUGUAGACAUUGCAGCUGGAAAUAUGCUGGUUAAGAAAAUAAAGCCUUUAGCAAAAGCCACCUCCAGACCAGGCUGUGACGUAGAUCUUGGAGGUUUUGCUGGUCUUUUUGAUUUGAAAGCGGCUGGUUUCAAAGAUCCUCUUCUGGCCUCUGGAACAGAUGGUGUUGGAACUAAACUCAAGAUUGCCCAGCUGUGCAAUAAACACAAUACAAUUGGUCAAGAUUUGGUUGCAAUGUGUGUAAAUGAUAUUCUGGCACAAGGAGCAGAGCCCCUCUUCUUCCUUGAUUAUUUCUCCUGUGGAAAGCUUGACCUUAAUAUGUCUGAAGCCGUCAUUGCCGGAAUUGCUACAGCUUGUGAACAGGCUGGAUGUGCUCUUCUUGGAGGUGAAACAGCAGAAAUGCCCGACAUGUAUCCUCCUGGAGAGUAUGAUCUAGCUGGUUUUGCUGUUGGUGCUAUGGAACGGGAUCAGAAACUGCCUCACCUGGAAAGGAUCACUGAAGGGGAUGUUAUUGUUGGAAUAGCUUCAUCUGGUCUCCACAGCAAUGGAUUUAGCCUUGUGAGGAAAAUUGUGGCAAACUCUUCCCUGCAGUACUCCUCUCCAGCACCUGAUGGUUGUGGUGACCAGUCCUUAGGGGACUUACUUCUAACUCCAACCAAAAUCUACAGCCGUUCUUUGUUACCCGUCAUACGUUCAGGACAUGUUAAAGCCUUUGCUCAUAUUACUGGUGGAGGACUACUGGAAAACAUUCCCAGAGUUCUCCCUCAGAAAUUUGGGGUGGAUUUAGAUGCCCAGACAUGGAGAAUCCCCAGGGUCUUCUCAUGGUUACAGCAGGAAGGACAGCUCUCUGAAGAAGAGAUGGCCAGAACAUUCAACUGUGGUAUUGGAGCUGUCCUUGUGGUAUCAAAGGAUCAGACAGGGCAGAUUCUAAAUGAUAUUCAACAGUGCCAGGAAGAAGCCUGGGUGAUUGGCAGUGUGGUUGCAUGUCCCGAAGGUUCCCCUCGUGUGAAAGUCAAGAAUCUGCUCGAAACCAUGCAAAUGAGUAAGUCAGUGUCAGUGAACGGCUCCUUGAAAAAUCACUUCUCUGCCCAACCAAAAAAGGCAAGAGUGGCUGUCUUAAUAUCUGGAACAGGAUCGAACCUCCAAGCACUCAUAGACAGUACUCAGGAUCCAAAUAGCCACGCACACAUUGUUGUUGUUAUCUCCAAUAAAGCCGCAGUGGCUGGUUUAGAUAAGGCAGAAAAAGCUGGUAUCCCAACCAGAGUAAUUAAUCAUAAAUUAUAUAAAAAUCGGAUAGAAUUUGACAAUGCAAUUGACAAAGUCCUUGAAGAGUUCUCCACAGACAUAGUCUGUCUUGCAGGGUUCAUGAGAAUUCUCUCUGGCCCCUUUGUCAAAAAAUGGGAUGGAAAAAUGCUGAACAUCCAUCCUUCCUUGCUCCCUUCUUUUAAGGGUUCAAAUGCUCAUGAGCAAGCCCUGGAAGCUGGAGUCACAAUUACUGGAUGCACUGUACACUUUGUAGCUGAAGAUGUAGAUGCUGGACAAAUUAUUUUACAAGAAGCUGUUCCUGUUAAAAGGGGUGACACUGUUGCAACUUUGUCUGAAAGAGUAAAAUUAGCAGAACAUAAAAUAUUUCCUGCAGCCCUCCAGCUGGUGGCCAGUGGAAUUGUACAGCUUGGAGAAAAUGGCAAGAUCUGUUGGGUCAAAGAGGAAUGAAGCCUCCUAAUUUAGGAAUGGAACCAGUUUUAAAAGAAUUAUGACUAUUUGCUUGGUGCCUUUUAUUCAUGUAUUUAACCUAAUAGAAGAACUGCUAACAGAAAAAGACUUCACCGUUAACCUCAUUCACCAUUUUUUAAUAGAGAAUCAUUAAAAACAAAAUUUGUGCAGGAUAUCCUAGACA
Messenger RNA from Urocitellus parryii (Arctic ground squirrel), 3285 nucleotides. Lineage: Eukaryota; Metazoa; Chordata; Mammalia; Rodentia; Sciuridae. The record is from RefSeq and is a predicted model, not a curated record.